CAACAACAACAACAGCUGCAGCAGCAACAACAUCAUCAUCAUCGUCUCUCUGUGAAUACCACAUAUUCAGAUCCUAACUCUCUUCUUCUAUUUAAAGAGUUCAUAACAUUGGCUCCAAAGACAUCACUAGAUCAAAUUCAUCAAAUUACUUUCCUUAUGCAAUGCCUUGACCAAGAUGUUGAACCUUGUCUUCGUUUAGGUAGCUUGAGACAUACUGGACGUCUGCCGAUGCGUAAAACCUUACAGUCUAUUAUACAUCAUCCUUGCUGUAUUGAACCUGUCGACUUUAAAGAAAAGAAUGAACAACUCGUUCCGAUAGCUGCAGCUCCCUCACCUAAAAGGUCAUCUUGGGAUAGCCAGACUAGUUUAGAAAGUGAGGGCAUUCUAGUAUGUUAUGGUUGUGGUUCAGAAAUCAAAUAUCAUGAGAAUCAAUCCCUAUUUAGGUACCGUCUGGACGAGAUCAAUGAUGAAUACUGUUGGAUUGAUCAAGCUUGUAGAGAUCGUUUAGUGGCUGUUUGUAACUUUUAUAGUUUUGUUCGUCAUAUUCGAUCCGGUUUACGAAAUCAAUCAAGUAUUCAAGAAUUGUUUGAUGAAUGUAUUCAACUAAGAUUAAUCAUGUUUUACGCAAGGGCUGGUGUUCAUUACCCAGACCAUUAAUAAAAGAGAGAUCCCCUUC
This is a messenger RNA of Cokeromyces recurvatus, 676 nucleotides long. RefSeq lists its product as uncharacterized. The transcript has a single exon. Bases 157 to 657 code for a protein of 166 amino acids. The record is from RefSeq and is a predicted model, not a curated record. Gene Ontology annotation, biological process: exocytosis. Gene Ontology annotation, molecular function: guanyl-nucleotide exchange factor activity. Gene Ontology annotation, cellular component: Golgi to plasma membrane transport vesicle; cell tip. NCBI's taxonomy places the organism in Eukaryota, Fungi, Mucoromycota, Mucoromycetes, Mucorales, Mucoraceae.